AGCCCUUAGUUUUAGAGCGACGCGUCCAUCCACCAAUCAGAUUCCUACUGGUGUCUUUAUGGCCGGCUGCUAAUCCGCUGAAUCUUAUCGUGGGGAGUUUCGACUUCGUUGUGGCGGCGAACAGAAGAAAGAGAGAACUUAACUGGAGCAACCAUGGUCAAGAUCUUCAUUGGGAACCUGUCUCAGGACACCGGGAAGGAAGACGUUGAAGCUCUGUUCACCCCGUAUGGCACAGUGACCGAAAGCGCCAAGUUUAAAAACUAUGCCUUCGUCCACAUGGACGACCGGAAGUCCGCCACCAAAGCCAUCCGCGAGCUCCAUCUCUUCAAGCUGGACGGGAGACCCAUCAACGUGGAGCCCAGCCGAGGGAAGAACCAGGGCCCCGUGAAGCUCCACGUCGCCAAUGUGGAGAAGGGCUUCGACGAUGAGCUCCGCGCGCUGUUUGAGGAGUACGGCACGGUCAAAGAGUGCGCCAUUGUCAAGAACUUUGCCUUCAUACACAUGGACAACUCUGACGAAGCCAUGGAUGCCAUAAAGGGCCUGGAUAACACCGAUUUUCAAGGAAAGCGCAUACACGUUCAGGUAUCAAAAAGCCGACCCAGAGGGGGACCCGAGGACGAGGAAUAUCCACCGCCGCCGGGCAGAGGGGGCUACUAUCCGCCUCAUUUCCCGGGGGACCGGCCCGAGCCGCCGUACGGAGAGCGCAUGCCGGGAUACCCUCCUCUGCCUCCGCCGCCCCCUCCCCCGAGACGAGCGCCGUACCCCGACCGUGGCUACGGCGAUGCAGACCCCUAUGGGAUGGUUGACUACUACGAGAAAUACAGAGCCCGUCCUUACAGCGUAGGGGGCUUUGAUGACCGGCGCCCCAGCUCCAACCCUCCUCCUCCGCCUCCUCCCUCGGCCCUGGUCAGGGAACGCCUCGGAAUGGGGGGCCCUAGCCCGUACGACCGGCCCCCUCCUGCGCCAUCCGCCUACAUGGCCAGAGACCGGAGCCCCAUCAGACGAGCCCCGCCUCCGCCUGCGAUGUCUGCUACGAACGGGUACCCCUACGAGAGGUCCCGGCUCUCCCCGCUGGCCAGGCCUCCGAUGUAUCCAGCGCCGAUGUUUGCAACUCCCCGCCCCAGGGACCCCUUCUCAGACGGGACGCAGCCACCCCCGCCACCGCCGCCCCCCCGAUAUGCGGGCUACUAGGCCCGCAGGAGCGCGUGUCAAGGUUUAGAAUAUGACAAGAUCGUCGUCUGCUGAUGUGCGUGGCGCUAUACAUCCCCCUCGUCUUUGGCGGAUUGCGUUGCGUUCGCCUGAGACUUACUGGAAGAUACUGUAUUGCAGACAGCCCCCAUACUUUAAAACCUAUGAUUCCAUGUCUACAGUUCACGUAUUUUUCUGAGCUGUUUAUGCUUCUUCUGUUACUCUUGCUUGUUUUACUAUUGAGAUACUAAUUUGUUUAGCAGGAAAGGUUGCUGUCUGAGGUGUAUUUCAGUGAGACGCAGUACUGUUAAUGGCAGAAAGCCCUCCGCUCCUUAAUCUUUCUAAUUCGAAAUGGACUCUGGUAAACUGUGACAUCAUUUCCAUAAUAAGGAAAGUCAUUCAAAAUUAAAAAAUAUAUACAUUUAGUCUUUGGUCAACCUCAAUUAUUCAGUGUAGUGGCAUGACGAAUCAAAAGUUUUGUUUUGUUCCUUUUUUUAAACUUUGUUCUUUUCUUGCGAAAAAAGAAUCUAGCACCAUUAUGUUUGGUUUUAUUUACUCUACACGUUGCUUUUCAUUUGAAGGGUUUUUAAUAAAAAAAUCAAACCAUACCCUCCGUUUUUAACUGUCAAAUCAUUCCUCGUUGGGCUACGCCUCUUUCGUCCGACUCGGCCGCCAUUCACCCGUCCAGAUGUGUACUUGGUAAUACCUGGGCAUUAAACCCUCCACACCCUUCACAGUUGUCCUUCUUUCACACGGUGGGGUGUGUUUGGUCAGCGUUUUGCGACUCCCAAAUGCUCUCAUUGUAACCUUCACCUGAGCAACCGAGCUUGUGCCGCAACGCGAGAGGGAGGCCGGGGGAUAAUUAAUCGGAGCAGCUGUUCGUGGACGUUGACGAAGGUUAAAUUCAUCACUAUUUGCCCCAGUGUUUGACGGUAGAAAGCGUAGAUUUAGAUCCUGACGUUUCCACGCCUGUCCAUCUGCUGCGGCGCGUCGCCCCCGACUCUCAUGGAGCUGCGUGUGUCCUUAGCAACCGUUGCCUGCCUUGUGCCAAGCCCAUCAGUUCAGGUCACGUUUCUGUCGUCUCGCGACAACUGCUCUCAAGUCAUUGAGUUGAAUCUUUUAUUUCUCUGUCAUUGAGUUCGCACUACACAGUCCCACAUGCAGCUCGUCUUUUAUUGUCAGCUGUACAAUUGUACCACAAAUUGUGUGCAGUGUUGGUGUUCUCAGUGUUUUUGCUCUUUGUAGGUUGUUAGACUGUUAGACUGCAGGAGAUGCCAGAUCGAUCAUGGUAAGUCCUCGGAGGAGGAAGAUGUGCAGCCUCAAGGAGAACAAAGGUAGGCAUCGUUUAAGCUUUUACAUUUAUACUUUCUAAUGGGACAAAUUGUCUCCUGACUCCCUCAUGUGUGUUUUUGCAUUCAUGCUGCAGUUUGAAUAUUUAUUUUAAAGAUCAGAAAAUUCAAAUGCACCAGAACCGGAUAAAAAGUCACAUUGUUAAUAAUGGAUCCUACGUAUGAGGUAGCAAAGCGAUUGUGUGAUGAGUGGGAUCUCUGACUGUGUCUCCAGGCUGCUCGGCCAACUGCAACGACCUUGGAGUGAAUUGCCUGAGCGUCGUGAUCUGGAGAAAGAUGUGACCAGACGUCGCUGCACUUAAAGGAAGUGGAUUUGCUCCAUCAGUGACGGUUUUGUCCAUCGGCUGGGGAAUCCAGAGGGAAUUUCCAGUCCUGGGAAAACCCUCUCCAACUAAACCAAAAAUAACUGGUUUGAUCCGCCCUACGGGUCCCAAUUUGGAUUCACUGUUAUGAACUUGAGACGUCUCAAACUGACGGGGCCCUCAAACCGCCCCAAUCUGCUGAAUUGAUGUAUUGCUAAACCAUGUUGGUUAUUUGUGGCAUGAUCUACAAAAACGGUAUUUUUUAUAUUCAUGUUCAUAAACUGACUGUAUGAAAACAAUUUCAUACAAAUGUUUGUAGCAUUUAUUUUGAUCAAUGUAUACACUUUUUAAUAGAUGUUCGUACAUUACAUUAUUCAGUAUAAAAACUUGUAAAAUAAAAUUGUUUGACUUCUUUGACUUUA
Molecule: messenger RNA, 3261 nt
Organism: Gasterosteus aculeatus aculeatus (three-spined stickleback)
Lineage: Eukaryota; Metazoa; Chordata; Actinopteri; Perciformes; Gasterosteidae
Product: RNA-binding protein 4.1
Molecular function (GO): RNA binding
Source: RefSeq, a predicted model, not a curated record